CCUUAAAAUUCCUAAUUCAAGUUUGGAGAGAUGAUAUAAAAUAAUAAAAAAAAAAAUUAAAGCACUGUAUUUUAUAAGCCAUGCUAACACAUCGAAGAGGAUAAUCCUAGCUGGAUUAAGAAUUAGCUAUAUGCUGUGCGAGUAAAGUGCCUAUGAUUUCCAAACACGUCCUCGUAUAGCCAAACAGAAAGCAAGCAUCCAACAUCAUCAGUUUGGGUCAGCCCCGCUCAGCCACCGUUUCUUUUCCUACGAUAUCUCUCGUUCUCUGCACAUUUUAUCCGCCACAAAUAAUUAUUCAAACAUCAAGUUUCUCUCUUCAGACAUUUAAGUUGCAUCCGCAGCAAUGAACUGCGUUGCAGUGAGCUCCACAGCUCGAAUAUUCACUAGCUUCAACCCAUUCCCAGUGCGACCCCGUUUUACUCAGUCGAAAGCUUUGAUGGUAGCCGGACCUUGGCCUACAUUUAGAGCUCCGCGAAUCGUUUGCAUGGCGGAGCCGUAUCUGAUAACGAAACUGAAAUCUGCGGAGAAGACGUGGAAGGAAUUAUCGGUUAGGCUUGCUGAUCCAGAUGUUGUUUCAAAUCCCACUGAAUACCAAAAACUGGCACAGUCUGUGGCAGAACUUGAUGAGGUUGUUUCAACAUUUAGGAGAUUUAAGGAUUGUGAGAAGCAGUUAGAAGAGACCAAAGCUUUAUCAGAAGAGGAGAGCACUGAUGAAGAUAUGGCUGAGAUGAUAGCAUCUGAAAUCAACUCUUUAUCCACUCAACUGAAAGAGCUUGAGGAGAAGCUUAAGGUGCUACUGCUUCCAACCGAUCCUCUUGAUGCGAGAAAUAUAAUGCUUGAAGUGAGGGCAGGUACUGGUGGUGAUGAGGCUGGACUAUGGGCCGGUGAUCUUGUCAGAAUGUAUCAAAAGUACAGUGAGCGGAACUCUUGGAAAUCUACCCUAGUUUCAUACUCCGAGGCUGAAAAAGGAGGAUUUAAAACCUGUGUGAUAGAGGUUAAAGGGAAUCGUGUCUACAGCAAGUUGAAAUAUGAAUCAGGUGUUCACCGGGUUCAACGUGUUCCUCAAACAGAAUCUCAGGGCCGCGUGCACACUUCUACUGCAACUGUAGCUGUCAUGCCUGAGGCUGAUGAAGUUGAGGUGGAAAUUGAUCCAAAAGACAUUGAACUCACAACUGCAAGAUCUGGUGGUGCUGGAGGUCAAAAUGUCAACAAGGUGGAGACAGCGGUUGAUCUCUUCCACAAACCAACGGGAAUCCGCAUCUUUUGUACUGAAGAGAGAACCCAACUUCAGAACAAGAAUCGUGCUUUACAGCUGCUACGAGCAAAAUUGUAUGAAAUAAAAGUAAGGGAGCAGCAAGAGUUGAUAAGGAAUCAACGGAAAUCACAGGUUGGUAGUGGUGCUCGUGCGGAAAAGAUUCGAACCUACAAUUAUAAGGACAAUAGGGUUACGGACCACCGGUUAAAGAUGAACUUUGUGCUUACGUCUUUUCUUGAAGGUGAUAUUGAGGAUGCAGUUCAGGCUUGUGCGGCUAUGGAACAGAAGGAACUCCUGGAAGAGCUUGCUGAGUCUGUCACUGCAACGCCUUGCUGAACUUGCUGAACUGCAACAUUCUGUGCCUUGCCCAAUUGGAGCAUUUGGAUGUCAGGCAAGAAAUGGCGUAACCUUUGAAGAAGUCAAAGAAAUUACUCAUCAACAAAUGAACACAGCAUGUCACUUACACUUCAUGUCAUGUCAAUGCUUUCCUUGAGUGUCUGAAAAUUCUUCAAAUACAACGGCAACUUUACAUUUGAAAAAUGCAAUGAUAUGGUGUACAAAUGGUUUAAUCUUUGAUAGAUUUCAUUUUGUAAAAUAUAUACUCUAGGAUGAAUUUUUAUUGUAAUUAUCCUAUUCAUUCAUUGCCUGUAGAUCCAAUAGUUUAAAGAAAAUCAAGUCCUGUAGAUUUUAAGAGGAGUCCUGAAACUCAAGCCACAAGGACAGGUGGGCAGCUCUCUGCCCAACCAUCUGCUCCUUACGAUAAAAACGCCUUAUCUUUGGGCCUUUUUUUGGGCAUUGUCUUUUUAAGAAAAUCAACCAUCAUUACACACUUCACAAACAAUCGAAAACUUGUCAGAAAGCUGGAAAAAACUGGAACAAAUGAAACAACAAGGAAUUUAGCACAAGUUUUAUCCAUUGGAAGACUUGCUGGAGGCGUGCACAGCUGUCAGAGCCGAAACCGCUGCAGC
This is a messenger RNA of Durio zibethinus, 2223 nucleotides long. RefSeq names its product Peptide chain release factor 1 (gene APG3). The record is from RefSeq and is a predicted model, not a curated record. NCBI's taxonomy places the organism in Eukaryota, Viridiplantae, Streptophyta, Magnoliopsida, Malvales, Malvaceae. Gene Ontology annotation, biological process: thylakoid membrane organization; plastid translation; chloroplast organization. Gene Ontology annotation, cellular component: chloroplast. Gene Ontology annotation, molecular function: translation release factor activity, codon specific.